Molecule: messenger RNA, 609 nt
Organism: Medicago truncatula (barrel medic)
Lineage: Eukaryota; Viridiplantae; Streptophyta; Magnoliopsida; Fabales; Fabaceae
Product: dehydration-responsive element-binding protein 1F
Exons: 2
Coding region: 1-609 (202 amino acids)
Biological process (GO): regulation of DNA-templated transcription
Molecular function (GO): DNA binding; DNA-binding transcription factor activity
Source: RefSeq, a predicted model, not a curated record
AUGAACUUGGAGAAUGAAUCUACGAAUCAUUAUUUGUCUUCACAAUCCAAUAACCAAAAUUCUCCAUCAAAACCAAACUCACACAAGAAAAAAACAAAAAGAGGAAGAAAGAAAUUCAAGGAGACAAGGCACCCAAUUUACAAAGGAGUUCGCCAAAGAAAUAAUGGAAACAAAUGGGUUUGUGAAAUUCUUGAACCAAACAAGAAGAAAUCAAGAAUAUGGCUAGGAACUUACCCUACACCAGAAAUGGCAGCUAUAGCACAUGAUGUAGCUGUUCUAGCACUUCAUGGUACUUCAGCAAUGUUCAAUUUCCCUGAUUCAGUUUCUCUUCUUCCGGUUUCGAAAUCAACUUCACCUGAAGAUAUAAGAGAAACUGCAACGGAAUUUGCAAACACCGCAAGCUCUUCUUCUUUUGUUAACAAUUUGAGUGUUGUGACUAAGCCUUGCUUAUCUAAAGCAAUGUUUUUUGAUGAGGAGGUUUUGUUUAAUAUGCCAGGUUUUUUGAAUAGCAUGGCUGAGGGUUUGCUUAUUACACCACCUUCCAUGAAGAGUGCAUUGGAUUGGGAUAAUGUUGAUUGUGAAAUGGAUUUAACACUAUGGACAGAAUAA